GUGAUUGACGCGCACAAGCUCACCAAUGCCAUUGCCCACCGCCCCCCCGGCACGCCCCUUCUCACGGUGGCCAAUCACGUGGCAGCAAUGGACGACCCGCUAGUCAUGGCAGCAGUGGUGCCGCCAUCUCUCAUGCUCGCCCGCCCCGCCUCUCUCCGCUGGACCCUCUGUGCCACCGACCGCUGCUUCUCCUCGCCGCUCCUCUCUGCUUUCUUCACCUCGCUGCGGGCUUUACCGGUGGAACGCGGAGGAGGGCUGGAGCAGCCGGGCAUGGUGGCAGCGGCGCAGCGCCUGAGCGAGGGCGGGUGGGUGCACAUUUUCCCCGAGGGCACUCGCUCGCUGGAUGGCGAGCGCACCGUUGGGCCCAUGCGCAGAGGUGUUGCGUGGCUGGCAGCGCAGUGCGAAGUGCCGCCCCUCAUCAUCCCAGUGGUGCAUGUCGGCAUGCACCGCGUGCAAGCUAGAGGACAAACGCUGCCAGCCGUAGGCCAACGGCCAGCAGUGGUGUGCUCCUGCCUUCCUGCCUUGUCUGCCCCACCUGCCCUCCCUGCCCUCUCCAACCUCUCCGUUUCCAACCUCCCCUCCCCUCCCCUCCCCUCCCCUCCCCUCCCCUCCCCUCCCCUCCCCUCCCCUCCCCUCCCCUCCCCUCCCCUCCCUCCCCUGCCCUCCCCUGCCCUCCCCUCCCCUCCCCUCCCCUCUCCCUCCCCUCCCCUGCCCUCCCCUCCCCUCCCCUCCCCUCCCCUCCCCUCCCCUCCCCUCCCCUCCCCUCCCCUCCCCUCCCCUCCCCUGCCCUGCCCUCCCCUGCCCUCCCCUGCCCUCCCCUGCCCUCCCCUCCCCUCCCCUCCCCUCCCCUCCCCUCCCCUCCCCUCCCCUCCCCUCCCCUCCCCUCCCCUCCCCUCCCCUCCCCUCCCCUCCCCUGCCCUCCCCUCCCCUCCCCUCCCCUCCCCUCCCCUCCCCUGCCCUCCCCUGCCCUCCCCUCCCCUCCCCUCCCCUCCCCUGCCCUCCCCUCCCCUCCCCUCCCCUGCCCUCCCCUGCCCUCCCCUCCCCUCCCCUCCCCUCCCCUCCCCUCCCCUCCCCUCCCCUCCCCUCCCCUCCCCUCCCCUCCCCUCCCCUCCCCUCCCCUGCCCUGCCCUGCCCUCCCCUCCCCUGCCCUCCCCUGCCCUCCCCUGCCCUCCCCUGCCCUCCCUCCCUCCCCUCCCCUCCCCUCCCCUCCCCUCCCCUCCCCUCCCCUCCCCUCCCCUCCCCUCCCCUCCCCUGCCCUGCCCUGCCCUCCCCUCCCCUCCCCUCCCCUCCCCUGCCCUCCCCUCCCCUCCCCUCCCCUGCCCUCCCCUGCCCUCCCCUCCCGUCCCCUCCCCUCCCCUCCCCUGCCCUCCCCUGCCCUCCCCUCCCCUCCCCUGCCCUCCCCUCCCCUCCCCUCCCCUCCCCUCCCCUCCCCUCCCCUCCCCUCCCCUGCCCUCCCCUGCCCUCCCCUCCCCUCCCCUGCCCUCCCCUCCCCUCCCCUCCCCUCCCCUCCCCUCCCCUCCCCUCCCCUCCCCUCCCCUCCCCUCCCCUGCCCUCCCCUCCCCUCCCCUCCCCUGCCCUCCCCUGCCCUCCCCUCCCCUCCCCUCCCCUCCCCUCCCCUCCCCUCCCCUCCCCUCCCCUCCCCUCCCCUCCCCUCCCCUCCCCUCCCCUCCCCUCCCCUCCCCUGCCCUCCCCUCCCCUCCCCUCCCCUCCCCUCCCCUCCCCUCCCAGGUGGCAGUGAUAGUGGGCGACCGGAUCGACAUCUCUGAUCUGCUGCACGCUUACCGCCAUCAGCAGCACCACAGCCACCACCACCACCACCACCACCAACACCAGCUCGCACAGCCUCAGCAGCACACCAUCACCCGCACCACCACCAGCACCACAGCCAGCACCACCAGCCCUACAGACGACUCCACCGCCCAUCCGCCCGCCUCCCUCACUUCACACCCCCCUCCUCCCUCCGCGCUGCUGGACGCCAUCAGUGCGCGCAUAGGGGCGCACCUGCAGCGCCUGCACGCCACCCUGCUGGCACAUGAACGGCACCUGCUUGAGGGGGGCGCUCUGCCGGAAGGGGCUUUGCUGGGGGAGGAGUCGUUGGCAGUUGAGGGGCGAAUGGCGGGUGUAGAUGGGAGUGUGUUGGGUUUAGAAGGCCGUGUGCCUGAUGAUAUGGAGAUGGCAGCAGUGAUGGGUGGGGGUGGGGCCGUGGCAGGAGUGAGGAUGGGUGGUGGGAACGAUGGAGGUGCAGCUUCCACUCAAGCUGCUUGGGAGAGCAUGGCAGAGGGCAGAAAAGAGGGCGAUGGGUUUAAGUUGAGUGAGCCACAGCAGCUGCACUGGCAAUUACAGCCCACUGACACUCGCGUUUCACAUUGGCCGUUCCCUCUCGCAGCCCAUCCCCUCAGCUGCUUGGAGGACCACAGAUGGCCCUCUCUCGCACUCGCCUCCCACAUGGCUCAUGCUUCUUCCACUGGUGGCAGCAGCAGCAGCAGCAGCAGCAGCAGCAGCAGCAGCAGCAGGAGUGGUGCUGCUGGCCUGUCCCGGUCCCAGUGGGCAGUAGCAGCAGCAGCAGCGGCGGUGGUGGCAGCGGGGGAGGCAGUGGAGAGGCAGCAGGAGGCGGAGAGGGUGGCGCUGCUGUUUGGAUUUGCUGCCCGCUGUGCCGUGGGUGGGGGGCAGUGGAUGCAAAGAGAAGCAGUUCUGAUUUGA
This is a messenger RNA of Closterium sp. Naga37s-1, 2700 nucleotides long. Lineage: Eukaryota; Viridiplantae; Streptophyta; Zygnematophyceae; Desmidiales; Closteriaceae. The record is from the annotation of a GenBank genome assembly.